Messenger RNA from Punica granatum (pomegranate), 906 nucleotides. Lineage: Eukaryota; Viridiplantae; Streptophyta; Magnoliopsida; Myrtales; Lythraceae. The record is from RefSeq and is a predicted model, not a curated record.
UCUCUCUCUCUCUCUCUCUCUCUCUCUCUCGUUUUCUUUCCUUCAUCUUCCAUCUCAAUCUCUUCACCAUUUCAUUCAUCCAUUGAACAGCCAUAGCCAACAGCUGUACGCAACCACCUCAGUUCGGCUCCAUUUCUCUCUCUUCUCCGAUGGCGAAGAAGAGGAAAUCCGCCGCCACCCCGCUGGACGAGGUGGACCGGACGCUCUACAGCUCCUUCUGCGGCGCCGCCAAUUCCCUCUCCCAUCUCUACUCCCAGGCCAUGAGCCACCAGCGCUUCUCCUUCCAAGCCGGUGAACGCCACGCCCUGGAUAAACUUUAUCAAUGGAUAUUGAGGCAGCAAGAAAGCGGUUCAAGAGUGACUACAGUUGAUAUAGUUUCGUAUUUGCAGCAUGAGCUUGAUUAUGGGGCCGAUGAGCAUCCGCAAACAGCAACAAACUUAGGUCACUCGCCAGUCACUCCAGUGCCAUCAAAUCCCUUCCCACCAGCUGUCAAGAACCCCGUCUUCUCAAAUGCUCUCUCCAGCCCUGUUCGAAGAAGCCUUCAGAACUACCACCUGACACCGCGGAGCAAUGAGAACAGUUAUCCUCCACAGCAUCAGCAUCAAGGUAGUAGGGAGACGAACUCCAAUGACUCCGCUAUGGAUAUGCAUGCUGAUAGCCCUGGUCAAGACUCAAUUUACUGAAGACUUGCGGGGGGCAAGGUCAAGAAUCGAUUCACUGAGAGUCGUGGGGUCAGGGUUAAGACUCGAUUUAAUGAGUCGGGGUGGGGGGAAGAAAAAAUGUAAAGACCUUUAUACCUAAAUGAUUGAUGGUAAUGCUGUGGCAGAGUUUAGCUUAACUUUUGCAUUCCUUUGUGCUGAUAAAUUCAGUUUAGUUUUUGAAAAUUCCUAUCACCAUUAUCUACUA